AUGUAUGUGUGUACAACAACAGUCAUUUGCAUCCUGUCAGCAGGCAGCGCAGCGCCUUUGCCAACUGAGCUGACGGACGAUAGUAAGCAUAGGCAGUCGCUCAGCUCCCAGCGAUUGGUCAGAGUGGCACUCUGCAGCUGCAGUUUCAGGUCGUUGGUGGGACAAUGA
This is a messenger RNA of Mixia osmundae IAM 14324, 168 nucleotides long. RefSeq lists its product as uncharacterized. The coding region runs from base 1 to 168 and encodes 55 amino acids. NCBI's taxonomy places the organism in Eukaryota, Fungi, Basidiomycota, Mixiomycetes, Mixiales, Mixiaceae. The transcript has 2 exons. The record is from RefSeq and is a predicted model, not a curated record.